Impatiens glandulifera is the source of this 1671-nucleotide messenger RNA. Its product is annotated as glycerol-3-phosphate acyltransferase 1. Gene Ontology annotation, biological process: cutin biosynthetic process. Gene Ontology annotation, cellular component: membrane. Lineage: Eukaryota; Viridiplantae; Streptophyta; Magnoliopsida; Ericales; Balsaminaceae. The record is from RefSeq and is a predicted model, not a curated record. Gene Ontology annotation, molecular function: phosphatase activity; glycerol-3-phosphate 2-O-acyltransferase activity. The transcript has 2 exons. The coding region runs from base 22 to 1671 and encodes 549 amino acids.
UCAAUUCAUCACAAAUUCACCAUGGCUGUUUUAAAGAUAGCAGAAUGGCUCUUAUACCAGCUUUUAGCGAUCUCAUGUUACAAAGCAGCAAUGAAGAUGAGAAAUUAUGGUUCCUAUUUUAGAAACCCAUUUCUCAGAUCCACACAACAACCACCUCCCUUGUACCCUACCGUAUCAAAGUGCACCUUACAAAACCGGGAAAACCAAACGUUGGUUUGUGAUAUUGAUCAUGGAACCUUACUCAAAAAUUCCAAUUCCUCCUUCUUUCCUUUUUUCAUGCUUGUUGCUUUCGAAGGAGGAAGUAUUUUCAGAGCUUUUCUCUUACUUUUAACAUGCCCUGUUUUAUGGGUUUUAAACCAUGACCUUAAACUAAAGGUGAUGAUCUUUGUCACUUUUGUUGGGUUAAGGUUGAAGGAUAUGGAGAGUGUCGGUAGAGCUGUCUUGCCCAAGUUUUAUCUUGACAAUCUUAACCUCGAUGUUUACGAGGUGUUUGCUUCUACUGGGUCUAGGGUUGUCCUCACAACCGUGCCUAGGGUUUUGGUUGAGGGGUUUCUGAAGGAGUAUUUGGAAGUUGGAAAAGUUUUAGGGACUGAACUGCAAACUUAUGGGAAUUAUUUCACUGGUUUUUUAUCUGGGUCUGGUUUACUUGUUAAGAACAAAGCUUUCAAUGACUUGUUUGAAGAUCAAAAGAAACCUGAUUUAGGUCUUGGAAGCUCCUCUGUUCAUGAUCAUCUCUUUCUCUCUCAAUGCAAGGAAGCUUAUGUGGUGAUCACCAACGAAGAGAGCAAGAACACUAAUGUGUAUAAUUCAAUAAUUAAAAGAGAGAAAAAUCCAAAGCCAAUAGUGUUUCAUGAUGGUAGGUUAGCUUUUCUACCAACUCCAAUGGCGACUCUAGCCAUGUUCAUUUGGCUUCCAUUAGGUUUCGUCCUAGCCAUUUUCAGACUCUCUAUUGGUAUUUUCCUCCCAUAUAAAGCAGUCAGUUUCAUAGGAAACUUAAGUGGUGUAAAAAUCAUAGUCAAAGGAAUCCAAAACAUCGAAGAUCCAACGAAAACCACUAAUAAAGGUGUACUCUACGUAUGCACUCACAGAACACUCCUCGACCCUGUUUUUCUAAGCACUUCAUUGAGGAAACCAUUGACAGCCGUUACAUAUAGCCUAAGCAAGAUGUCGGAGAUAUUGGCUCCAAUUAAAACGGUUAGGUUAACUAGGGACCGAAAAAGAGACGGGUCGACGAUGGAAAGGCUACUUAAGGAAGGAGAUCUUGUGGUUUGUCCUGAAGGGACUACGUGUAGGGAGCCUUUCUUGUUGAGAUUCAGCUCUUUGUUUGCGGAAUUAACGGAUGAGAUUGUGCCGGUUGCGAUGAACACAAAGGUGUCUAUGUUUUAUGGGACUACGGCAAGUGGUUUGAAGUGUUUGGAUCCAAUAUUCUUUUUGAUGAACCCUAGGCCGGCUUAUUAUGUUAAUAUACUUGAGAAGGUUCCAAAAGAGAAGACUUGUGCGGGUGGAAUGACUAGUUUUGAAGUUGCUAACUAUAUUCAAAAACAAUUGGGAAACGCGUUAGGGUUCGAGUGCACCACGCUUACUCGAAGGGAUAAGUAUUUGAUGUUGGCGGGGAACGAAGGAAUUGUUGAACGAGACAAUAAUACUAGAGAGAAAAAGGGUCGGGUUUAA